CCGUAAGUUUAGCGUUGCGCGGUGACAGACUUUCUCUGUUUCUGCUGCAUGCAACCGAAACCUUCUAUUUCCCAUCAAGCUACACAUCGACCAAACCAACAAUGGCCGAGCCGAAAAAUGGCAGCGCUUAUGGCGCACCUGCCAGCGAUACUGACUUUCGAAAAAAUUGGGAUUUGGACGAAUAUGCCGCCAAGGCCAAAGAGCGCGAAGCUAAGGAGAAGGAUGAAGCGAAGGCGCGAUAUGAGGCAAAGCUUGCAGGCAAAAAAUACUACAAACCGCUUACGGGCAACGAAACAUAUACGUCGGCGAGGCGAGAUAUUCUCGAUGUAACAGCACAAGUGGGAAAGACCCAACUCGUUGCGGCUGGCGCUGGCGUCGGCAAGCGAGGACGCAGUGCUGGUUUCUACUGCGAAGCCUGCGACCUUACGUUCAAAGACAACAAACAAUAUAUCGAACACAUAAACACCCCUCAGCAUCUCUUUAACACAGGCCAAACAACAGAAGUCAAGCGUGCAACGGUGGAGGAGGUACAUGACAGAAUUACCUUUUAUAUUCAACGCAAAGCCGACUUGGAGAAGGAAAAGACGAUCAGCUUGCAAGACAGACUACAGAUUCGCGAGGAGGAGAAUGAGAAGGAGGCCGAAGCAAAACGACUGAAACGACGUGAAGAAGCCGAGAAGAAGAGGAUGGCUAAAGAAGAGGCUGCCAAGGUGAAGACGGAAUACGGCGACGACGUUCGCAUUGACGGUGAACAUGAUGAAGAUGACAUGAUGGCGCAAAUGGGAUUCACGGCGUUUGGAACGUCUAAAAAGUGAGCAAGUUAGUUAUUUUUAUUUGGUCGGCAGAGAGAGUCUGCUAUUCUGCAUACAUUGUACAUUACGAUAUCUUUGGCUAGCACGUUUGAAUACCUGGCGACAAACGCCAUGCCUCCCAAUCUGAUUUAAGUCGAACUAUUAAAGCCCUAAAAUAAGUGAAUCAAGUAGCAAUUAU
[Torrubiella] hemipterigena is the source of this 990-nucleotide messenger RNA. NCBI's taxonomy places the organism in Eukaryota, Fungi, Ascomycota, Sordariomycetes, Hypocreales, Clavicipitaceae. The record is from the annotation of a GenBank genome assembly.